GACGGUAAAUAGAGAACUUCUUUGAAGCUAACUGCUAGUAGCCUACCGUAGACAUUGCGUUAUUUGCAGUGUCUGUGGUGUGAGUCACCAACACCCACACAUUGACAGUGUAUCCGGACGCGGAUUACAGAUUAUGUUCCUUUUUGUGUCAACUAGCAUUGUCUGCAAGAUAUAUAGAACAGCAUUAGUGUUUUGCUAAAUAAUGUGCGUUGGAAUUUGAUUUAAUUCAGCCACUGCGUAGUAGUAAGCAUGCUAUUCUGUUAUAGCUAGGCAGACAUACAUAGCAAACCUUUCUAUGUAGCAAACUCAGAGUAACGUCUGAUUAGUUAGUUGCAUUAUACCGUAGUCUGACCAGUUCUUCCGCGAAGACAGAAAGACGCCGUUUGACAAGUACUUUGUUUAAUUUAGCCAAGUUUUGAUUUCGUAAACUGAUUUGAUGAUGGGUGCCCACCGAAGUGAAGGGCGCAGCAGAGACUGGCUUCAACAAGAACCCACGGAACAACAAGUGCAGUCCGUGAAUCCAUGGAAUAUCAUGAUAAAGCACAGACAGGUCCAUCGCCGUGGUCGACGCUCACAAAUGACAGUCAGCUACACUGAUCCAGUCAUAUCCAUGGACCUCCUGAGGACUGUUCUGCAGCCCAGCUUCAACGAGGACAUCUUGGGGGUCUUCAAGAAGUACAUGAAGUUUUUUGAAAAGGCGGCCGGUAAUGUAAAGGAGAACAUCGGUGAAGAGGUGCAGACUGAUCAGCUGAUUAAGGAAGCCUGCCGAAAUUGCCUGGAAUAUGCGAAACGUCUUUUCCCUGAAGGAGAAAAAACUGUUCCUAGACCAAGUGUUGAGCCGCCAGUCAAGAGAGCUAGGCAAAUUGAGGAUGACUCCAGUCAGAGGGGAAGCCCAGUGCCAAAGAAGCGGAAAGGAAGACCCCCAGGCCCAGCCAUUCCCUAUGACAGGCCAGUCCAGUUCAGCACUCCAGCCAAGCCCAAAGUUCCUGAAGCAGUCAAACGGGAAGGGCCAAAGUGGGAUCCUUCAAGAUUAAAUGACAAGAGCACGUUUGUGUUGGGAUCAAGAGCAAACAAGGCUUUAGGGAUGGGUGGCACAAGAGGGCGAAUUUACAUCAAGCAUGCAGACCUCUUCAAGUAUGCUGCAGAUGCUCAAGAUAAGCACUGGCUUGCAGAGAAACAGCACAUGAAGGCUACUGGUGGAAAAAUGGCCUACCUCCUUGUGGAAGAGGACGUUCAAGAUCUUGCUGCCAGUGACGACUAUAGAGAUUGCCCUGAACUGAAAAUGGAUGAAAUGAAGCCGUUUGGAGUUCCGAUAUGGAUGAUUGAAAAGAUGCAAAAAGCAAUGGACUCCCAGAGGUCAGAGAGGGAAUGAAAACCAACACUCUGGCUCGAAUGUCACGAGUCGCGAUGAAUCGGUUGAUGACUACCCUUCACCUUUAUUCCAAAUCACUGCAGUAGAGUUCUCAAAAACAAGGCUAGAUUUGUUUACUUUUUUGAUUACAAUAGCGCACAUACUGAUGCCACAAGAUACUUUCACUGCAGUUUUUAAAAUAAAUGUGAACGUGUGCGAUGACUUACAAUUGUGUUGAUCACUGUUCUUGUUUCUAAAAUAGUUUUGUUUUUCAUACAUUUGAAUUCAAUGCACACAUUUUUUUAUGUGCGCAUCUUUAGGAUCUACACAGGGAAACACCGUUUUUUACUCAUUUUUAGUUUGUAGUCCCUCAGGUACCGCGUCGACAUAAUGCUGUCACUAACAACAAAAAGUUGGAGCAGAAACUAAUCAGGCACCUAUAGGCUAUGUGGAGAAGCAGAGUUGCCUUAAAAGUCCACAUAACAAGAGAAUGUGUGUGUAGCCUACUGUACCAGUGUGCGACAGUUUGCUUGACAAUGAUUUAGUGGGUUUUUGUCAUUAGUAUUUCUUUUACAUUUACAUUACUCUCACUGAUAUCAGGUAUGUGCUGAUGACUGAGCUGAUUUUUAUUUUUAUUUUUAUUAAUGAACUGGGGUGUUACAUGAAUUGUUGCCCUCAUAUUGUAUUCCUUUUUAAAAGAGCUAUAUUUUUGCUUGGUGAGUGCGUGUGUGUGCUACCACUGUGUAAGUUUCUUUCUUUCUUUUUCUUUCUUUCUUUCACCUUGUCUUUAUAAUUACAUUUUACUCAUGUAUGGACGUGUAAAGACAUUUUAUAGCAUAGGCCUACUUGCAUUUUCCCACUGUUUAAAUGUUUCAAACUAAUGUUACAAUGACUGGAAACAGUUUUCUUGCAACAUAAUUGCGUCUUUUAGAAAAUAUAUAUAUAAUGUGAUGGAUUUGCAUAAUAGUCUUAUCAAUGUGUCAAAUGGUUAAGAAAAGUGUUAAGGAAAAAAAGAAAAGUACCUGAUGUUCACAGAGGUUUUGCUAUUAUUAAAUAUUUUUAAAGUA
Engraulis encrasicolus (European anchovy) is the source of this 2418-nucleotide messenger RNA. It is a transcript of the gene dnttip1, whose product is annotated as deoxynucleotidyltransferase terminal-interacting protein 1. The transcript has 13 exons. Gene Ontology annotation, cellular component: nucleus. The record is from RefSeq and is a predicted model, not a curated record. NCBI's taxonomy places the organism in Eukaryota, Metazoa, Chordata, Actinopteri, Clupeiformes, Engraulidae. The coding region runs from base 437 to 1372 and encodes 311 amino acids. Gene Ontology annotation, molecular function: nucleosome binding; DNA binding.